GGCAGAACAGACAGUUAUGACAUGGGGUUUUUUUUAAACAUCAAGUCAAGCCAUUGAUUCAACUAGACAGCCUGGCCAUCCAUGCCGAAAGGCAAGAUGCGCCUGGCGAACGGCUAUCAUACCCCGCUAAUGCUACUUGCCUAGAACACACCUACCGAGCGAGCUUAGCUUCCGAGCUAGGUACCCUUUUCUCUUUGACCAAGUACCUUUUUCCCCUCUCAACAUACUUACCGGUACAUCAAGUAGGUAGUACAUGCCUUGCCAAACCCCAGACUAAUCGGUUUUGGGCAAGGUUCGCCAGCCCCAAAAGUACCUUAUCUUGGGUGAGAUACUCCGUAGUCGAGGCAAAGCAGCCUUACCAACCAACCAACCACCCAAUCGCACCGCCAAUCUACGCCUGCCGUCCCUUCUUUUCUUUCUAUCCGCAUGACUCUCGGAUGGCUGAUGAGAGACACCAUCCUCGCUACUACUAUUAGGCUACUGACAGAAGCUGGCCUUUGUGGCCGAAGUAGCGGCACAUACCAAGCAACUACCACGUACGACAAGAAGGGUUGGGUUGUAGUCCGUCGCCUCCUCCUCUUCUACAUUGUCGGGGUGUAGUCUGUCUCUCUUGAAGCUUUUCUUAAGCUGUUGCAGCUUAUACAUCUUCAUCUCUACCCCGUUUCCCUUGUUCAAUUCAGAUUUUAUCACCAACAACAAAACCGAAGAAUGAAACUUGCAAGAUCCUAGAAGAUCUCCCAAGGAAGAAACGAAUAGCACACCGGUCCAGCCAAACGCCACCCACGCGACUUCCCACCGACUCAAGUCACACCACCAAACCCCUCUUCUUCAGACAGGAAAAGGGACCUGCUUACCUUGCCUUGUCAUUUUUUCUGCCGACCUUGCCUUUUCGUCCGCCAUUCUAUCCUUCCUCGCUUGUUGAUUUUUUUUAUUUGGGGUUUGAUUCAACUACCACGUACCUUACCUACGUACCUUUGAAACCCCUGUCUCCUCACUGUAACCCACUCGAGAAACUCCGCUUCCGCCCACCCCGCAAAGCAAACGUUAUGAAGGUCGAACCGCGCAACCAGUCCGAAAACAACGACCUCCUUGGCUACCGCGCGGAUCCUCACUUCCCCCACAUAAAACAUCUCCAGCAGCCCGCCCAGUCCACCGAGGACAAGCACGCUCAACCACCGGUGACGUUUCGGGGUUUCGACGUCGAGCCCGCCGCGGCGCUCGACAUCAGCAUCAUGGGUCUCGCGUAUAACACGUACCUGAACAGCAACAAAAUAUUCGGCUGCAAGAACUGCAAAGCUCACCUCUCUAAUCACGAGGACAUAAUCAGUCGUAACUUCCGCGGUCAACAUGGGAAGGCUUACCUCUUCAGCAUGGUGGUCAACGUCGAGACGGGCGAGCCCAACGAGCGUAACAUGACGACCGGUCGCCACAUUGUCAGGGACAUAAUGUGCAAGCAGUGCAAGGAGAUCGUUGGCUGGAAGUACGACAAGGCCUUUGAGGCUACGGAGAAGUACAAGGAGGGCAAGUUCAUACUCGAGGCCGAGUUGCUGUGCAGUGUAUCUUGAGCGCCCUGGGAUGAGAUGUUGAGAUAGGGGGUGCGUAGAGUACACUACUGCAAAGCAAGGGUAUGUUUCUAUUUACAUAGGCGACCAGUCCGCCACGGUAGGACUAGCCUGUUACACCCGAUGGUGCGCUCUUGUCUUUGCCAUGAGCCAUGGGGAUGUCGGAGGUGUGCCUAUUUUGUCACAUAUCUAUCCGAUUUCCCUUUUCAUAUGCAGAUUCGAAAUGUGGUGUUUUUUUUUCUUCUUUUUUUUACCCCCAGUUGGGGAAGACUGGACUUCUUUUAGUUUUUCUCUUGUUUCAUAUGGAGAGUUUUCACAAGGCGUUUAGAACGUCUUUACAUGGAUUGCGAUGAGGUUUAACCUUGGUUCAUAGGAAUACAGUACGAUGAUGAAUCAUACACCAUCGAAAUACACUUGUUUUAACAAACAAUUAUUACAAAGUAAUACAUCCG
Pyricularia oryzae 70-15 is the source of this 2014-nucleotide messenger RNA. RefSeq lists its product as uncharacterized. Lineage: Eukaryota; Fungi; Ascomycota; Sordariomycetes; Magnaporthales; Pyriculariaceae. The record is from RefSeq and is a predicted model, not a curated record. Gene Ontology annotation, cellular component: ubiquitin ligase complex. Bases 1047 to 1565 code for a protein of 172 amino acids. The transcript is spliced from 2 exons.